Aedes albopictus (Asian tiger mosquito) is the source of this 8886-nucleotide messenger RNA. RefSeq names its product AF4/FMR2 family member lilli. Gene Ontology annotation, molecular function: mRNA binding. The record is from RefSeq and is a predicted model, not a curated record. Lineage: Eukaryota; Metazoa; Arthropoda; Insecta; Diptera; Culicidae. Gene Ontology annotation, cellular component: nucleus; cytoplasm. Bases 793 to 5475 code for a protein of 1560 amino acids. The transcript is spliced from 4 exons. Gene Ontology annotation, biological process: negative regulation of translation.
AAAGAUCGCAGUUUCGCCUCUGGGUACUGUUAAUGGCUGCCUCAUUUCAGUUUUUGUGUCUACUGCGGAAAAGUUUCGAAAUUCUAGUGGAAAACGGAUCCGGCCGUUCCCCAAACGUGCAGCAAUCGCUAGUAUCGUUUUGUAAAAAGUAGUUUUUAGUGUUUGUAAGCUAAAACAGUGUGCAUUGAGACGGGAAAUUUGCCACUGAAAAGUGGACGAAAUUCAUUUUUCUCGGAUAUUUGCAAUCUGUGUUCCUUUGGGCGAGAGACAGAAAGAGACGAGUGCGAGUGUGUAUCCGUGUGCGUACACGUACACGAAGAGAGGAGUCCCCAUUUCUCCAACAUCUCUGUGUGUGACAGACAGUGACAUCGUGUGCGUACGUCGAAAGCUAGUGACAAAAGAACGCGAGUGCCGAAGGAAAGGAACAGGAAAACAUCUGUGAUAAAAUCGUGCGUGUGAGUGAGAUCGUGCGUCGGAAAGUCUAUCUUCUCCCGACGGCACAGUGGGGUGGGGGGACUGACGUUGGCGUUUCUGCUGCUGGUGUGCCCCCAAAAAUUGAAUCGCGUAGUUGUUUUACAAACGGAUUUGAGUGUGUAUGUGCGUGUGCGUACAGCACGAACUGUCAAAAACCAAACCUUCCUCUCGUGGGGUGGUGUUGGUGUUAACGUCAGGAAGCGAGUAAAAAAGAAACUUUUUCAUUCAUCAGCGAGCGAACGCGAACGAAUCGCAGUUUUCCAACACAAAAGUUAAAUCCGUGGGUUGUUUUCGCAUCUUUGUGCGUUUUUCGGAACGAUGUCGGACGCGAUAAAUAUGGACCUGCAGUCGUCGAUGUUGCUAGAAACGUUACGCCAGACGCCGAGCAUUCAGGAUAACAACCAUCUAGACAGCGGUGGCGGAAGUGCUGGAGGAGAUGGUAAUGCGAAAAGUACUUCCUCUUCGUCGCUGUCGUCAUCGGCAGACGGUGGGGGAGGUGGUGGCGUUGGCAUUAUUCAUUCGGACGGAGGCGAAAAAAGUGCGCUGGAAGCGAUGGAUCCUGCGAUUCUGUCUGCAUCGGCUCCGUCCGGUGCCGGAUCUCCGGUUUCUGGAAGCAGCAGUAGUGAAAAAUCCAACCGGACACGGUAUUCGAUCAACCAGCUGCUGGCGCUGCGGAAUCUGGAACCCUCGAAGCAGAAGCCCAUCUUUAUGGUUGAACCGAAAAAUGAUAAACUUGCCCGUAUGUUUAGCAUUCUAGAUCGGACCACGGAUCGUUACGGGAAAAGUUUGUCCAUCGGUAAACCAUCGGAUGGUGCGUACGAGGAUGAGAACGGAGGAGGAAACGGAUCGGGUGGAAACUACGGACGGAAUCGUGCUGCCAAUGGACCCGGUGGUGGGAAUGCUGACGGUGGUUCAGGUGGAGGAGGGAAUCGUAUGGAUAUGCGUCGUUCUGGGGGUAUGGAAUUACGUGACCCGAAAGAUAGAUUACGUAAGGAGGAUGGAAUUGUCCUUUCGCCGCAAAGACGGUCGUUCAACAUGGGAUGUCAAAUGCCUGCGGCUCCCAGUGCCAACACGAGCGGCUUGAACAUCGGCGGGGGGCUGCUUCGUAAUGAACGGGAUAUCAUCGGAGGCAGGGAACGGCGCAUAGGAAGCGGUCGUAUUUUGUCUCGGGAUGUAUCUUGGGAUUAUCGUCCGGAUAAAGAUGCUCCGGAAAGUAACGAUUACCGUGCUUCCGCCAAUUCCAGCUACAGCAGAGAACGCGAUACGAGAGACACCCGAGAUCCCAGAGAUCGAAAUGACCGUGAUAAAGAGUUUCGCAAGGAUUAUGAUCGUGAUCGCGAACGGGACCGUGAUCGAGAGGAACGCUUCGAGCGGAGGCCCCACCCUAAUCGGGAUUUCGAUCGAAAUGAUAAAGAUUCUCGUAACUCUCGCAUGUCCUCCCGUUAUUCGUCCAAUUCGUACAACGAUUCUCACGGAGGAAGCAACUACCAUUCCAAUAAUUACAACAAUCAUUACCAUUCUUCCCAUCACGACCGUCGUCGUCUCUACAGCGAUCACCGUGAUGAGGAACCCGAAUGGUUCAGCGAGCCAACGUGCCAAACGGACACUAUCGAACUGCGAGGAUUCGACGACCCGCUGUCCGAAGAGGAAACGACCAAGUCCGACAAGGAAGACGACCCAAAACAGGACCUGACGGAUGCCAAACAGCUCGGAAAGGAAACCAUCCAUCGUCCGGCCUCGUCACUUCGGCAGAACGAUAAGAACAAUAACGCCGACGACGGCGGUUCCGAUUUGUUGACGCUUCCGGGUCGUACCGGAGGGCCGCCGGCAGACAAAGCAAAUGCCAAUCAACAGUUGCUGACGCCUAAUGCUGCCGAUCCCAACGCCAAGUCGAUGGAUCGUACCCCAGGAGACGGAGCUAGUGAGGGAGGAUCCAUCGGCACCACCAAAUCCGGGCUGGGACCGACGACGACGGCUCUUGGUGUUGGCGGUGGUAUUUCCGGUGGCAACCUAGGGCAGUCCAAGAUCAACGACGACGAUUUCAACUUUGAGGACUUUCUCAAGCUUGACGCACUGCCGAGUAGUUUGCUAUAUCCGGAUCUCCCAGCUAGCAAAGAGAGCGGCAAUGUCGGAGGCUCUCGAUUCUCUCAAUGGUUUCGCCAGGACAGCAGCGCCCAAUCGCAACCGACUCAACCGGGCUCCGGGCUGAACCAACCGCCGCAGCUUCAACAACCGAAACAACAGCAACCAUCAUCACAUUUCAACGACAGUCGGCGAUCGUCGCUUCAGGAUGAGAUCAACAACAUGAUCAACGAUUUCACGUCAACCGGACUAGAUGACCAUAUGCCAGACACAAAUUCGAACAAAUAUUUUGCUCCGAUCUCUCCGGCCGCCAGUACAUCGUCGAAUUCGUUGAUGGAAUUGUUUCAGCGUAGCGAGAAACAGUUGCAGCAGCAGCAACAACAACAUCAGCAGCAACAACAACAACACCAGCAACGUGAUCGAGAGCAUCUUCCGCAGCAUCAAAUUCCACCACCUCAACAACCAACUCACCCGCAUGGCCAUCCGCUGUUGGCACAUCCUCCAAACCAUCCUGGACUGCACCACCAGCAACAGCAGCAGCAACAUCAUCAGCAAAUUCAAAAUCGCAAUUUGCAGCAGCUGCUGGGUGUUAGCAGCAGUGGCAACGUUAGCAAUCAUGGUCCACAUGGGCCAAUUCCUCCGGCUCCGAGUGGCGGCCAGAUUCACAGCGUUGAAGAACUGGAAGCGAGAUUCCGCCAAAGUGAUGGCGAUACUGGAAAUCGGUCCACUGGAGUUGGUCCAUCAAUUCCCAGACUAAUCACACCUUCGUCUGGUGGUGGUGGUAGUGGAAGCGUCAACGUUGGUGGUCAUUCGUCCAACGAGGGUCCGCCGCAGGACGUCAUGACCUUCAAAAAACUAAUGGCUCAAAUAUCAGAAAACCAACAACCGCACAAUACCCAGCCAACCCCAGCAGCUCAUCCUCCUCAUCCGAUCAACAUGUUGCAUCACCAGCAACAGCAAAACGAACUCCUCCAAAAGAUGUUGCAUCUCAACCAAAUGCACCACCCUCCGGCAGUGAACGAUGCCCGUCAAGCCGAAAUCCUCAAGCGUCCGGAAGCACAAGCCCUGUUGCAUGGCAUGGCCCGCGGUGAAGUUUCUCAGCACAACCUUUGGCAGCAACUGACCAACCCGGCCACGGCUCAACCGCAUCGCGAACUUCUCAGCUCGGUUCUGAGUACCAUCAGUACCAGCCCGCGAGUAGUUUCCCCCAACAUCCUUAUCCAACCGAGCCCAGGAGGCGUUCCCAUUCUGCCACCAGCCGCUACGGUUCCACCGGCGGCCGUGGCCGCUGCCGCAGCUGCAGUUGCUGCCAACAGUGCGAACCUCCUCUUCCAGCACCAUUCCAAGCAGCAGAUGCGACUGUCGCCACUGCCCAACGGUGGUAUGCCGCAGAGAAUUCCCUCCCCUCGGGAGCUGCAGUACCACACUCAGUCAAUUAUGCAGAAUGCGUUGAUUCGCAAGAAGCUCGAAGAACAAAGGGAAAACUACCGCAAACGCCAGGAGCAGCAGCAGCAACAGCAGCAGCAACAAAACCGUACCCAACCCGAGACUAGUGUUGCGGCAUCAUCUACGGCUUCUGCUUCUACGACUUCCACAACAACGACCAGUGCGAGUUCAUCAGCUGGCAAUCUCAACCAACAACAAACUGGAAACCAACCGGCCAACAGUAUCGCAACCAGCGCCCCAACAACUGUUGUCCCUUCUCCUUCCAUCGCAGCUCCUGUGGUGGCAAGCUCGAUUGCAUCGCCAGCCAAACCAACUCCACCGUUGCACUCACAUUCUCAGCACACUUCUUCUCCCACGCCGCUGGCGUUCACUCCCACGUCCGUACUACGUAAAAUGACUGCCGAGAAGGAAACUGAGCAACUGUCCGCUAGCAAUUCCACCAACGCCCCAUCUCACUCGACAAUUUCGAGUGCGCCCCCUAUCGAACGCCCUCCGCUAGGAACUGGCGGUGGCCAUGGCGGUCAAAAUCUCCUAAUGGGACUGAACAACCCUCUUUCCCAGCAACAACAGCAACAGCAGAGAAAUCUAGCUGCACUUAUCGGAUCGCAUCCUCCGCUACAACCACCACCGCACAGCCAACCGCAAGGUCCCCCACCGCAGAUUCCUCACCAUCACAUGGGAAAUGCUCACCUGCAUGGAUCCUCGCUGGGAGGUCCCCAGAGUGCGCAACAAUCGCAGCCGAACCACCAACAGAUGCGCGCUAGUCACCAACCGCCGGGAAUGCCCGGUGGAAACAUUCCUUGGAAUCUGAAGCAGCCUCAUCCAGGUCAGCAGAUGCCACCGAUGCCCAAGCCUCAGGGUAGGCCAAUCCUGAAAGGUGGCAAUACCCAACAGCAACCACCGCAACAACAGCAGCACCCUUCGCCGAUGUCGCAGAUGUCUUUUGCUUCCAAUCUAGAAUUUCAACAGCAGAUGCAACAAUUCCAAGGACGCAGUGGCAAUCCUAUUCUAGGGUCACACCAACCCCAGCAGCAGCAACAGCAAAUGCUGCAACAACAGCAGUCCCACAAUCAACACCAAAACCAAAUGAAUCCACACCUACAACAGCUGCUGCAGCAACGUCAGCAGCAGCAACAGCAACAACAACAACAGCGUGCCAUUCGCAACCAGCACAUGCAGCAGAUGCCCCCGUCGUUCCGUAUGGGGCCCCAGCAACAGCAGCAGCCGCCACAAUCCCAAGGACCCCAUCCCCAUCAAGGCCAACCACCCCAGCCAGGUGCUUCGGGAAUCAUGAACUACAACCGCGAUGGCGGUCUAUCGCCCACCAGCAACCAGCUAGCCCGCUGGUUCUCGCCGGAACUUCUUGCGCAGGCUUCUGCCGGUAAACUGCCAUCGCUCAACAUAGGACAGGCCAUGAGCUUGGAGGAGUUUGAACGAAACAUGCAACAUUCGUCGGCCACCGUGCACAACUGAGGGCUACCUAAAGCUGCUGUGUCUCCAUCCGCCGCUGCUAGAUCUGCUGCCGUUCCGCCACCGUUGUCAUCGCCAUGGCACGAUGUAGGGGGACCCGGCGGAUUCAAACGGUUAACAGCGGCGGACCUUCGCAGCAGAGACAACAACAAAUUCAUCUGCCGGCCAGAGUAGGUUUUUAUACUCUCUUCCUCUCUACUAUCUCUCAACACAUACAAAGCAAUUUGAUUCGACGGUCUCUCUUUGUACAUUUCUGUCUGUAUUUGGGCAUCGUUUGAAACGAGCUACUCCCGACAAAAGGUCGAAAAACAAAACGUCGAAAGCGAAAUGGUUAAAUGAUCGAAUGAACAGCAAUUUUAUUCCGACGUUUUGAUCCUUGAUCUUUUAUCCCUGGAACCCAUUCGAAGCGGAUAAACAUUACUAAUAGUACUGAAUUGUGUAUAGGAUUGCACUUUUACCAGAUCUUUGCCUAAAGACACACGCCACAAAUCUAUACAAACACACACACACAGACAUCGUUCUGAUAGAGAGCGCAGCGCAUUAUAGUAUUUUUCUCCAUUGUCUUAACGUACCGAGCGCGUAUUACUGGAUGGACACUAGAAGAUAUUAUACAUAUAUUGUUAGAAUCAGCAUCCGAAUUGUAAUGUUUGUAACACGGCUGCAACCGUUGAUUGUUAAAAAGGUAACACAAAAAAAACAUUCUGGCAUAUAGGUAUAAAUAGUAACGUUAGAAAACUCAAAACUAAACAAACAAAAAAUGCAGGUUCAACAACCUAUAGAGUCAUUCAUAGCUAGUUAGAUAGAAAUAAUUAAAUAUCACAACCUCUAAAGUAUUUGGCAUCUAAAAGGAAAAAAAAACAACUGGAAGUUUACAAAUUGUAGCGCAGCUCCUAGAUGUUACGAACAUACCUACGUGUGCGAAUAGUUGAGAGCUUCUCAGUGUUGUUGCUUUUUUUCUCCGAUAGUCGUUUAGCAGCAGAAUUUGACUAGAUUAGAGUAUUUAUUUUUAUUAUUUUGUCACUAAGUUGAAAACAGAUGAAAAGAAAAAAAAAACUGAUUGAAAUUUCCGAAUAGUGGCAGUAAUCUAUUGAUCUGUAUCCGAGUUCAUACUGGAUUACUUUGGGUUUCUUGGCCCAUUUUUAGGUGGCUGUGAUCUUGAUUUUGUGACCAUACACAUGGUUGCGACUGCGUUUACUGUAGAUCAGCUGGCAUUAGCACUAGGAAUCUACAAAUGCCUAACUUCUUGAGAUUGAGUUUUCUCCAUUUUUCUUAUGCUAUGUGUUGGCGAUCUCGUUUUAUCUUGGUAAUUGUAUCUUAAAAGUCUGGGAGAAACACCUCUGUGUUUUUUUCGGAAAAAAGCUGUUCCAUUUCCAGAUUAACAGAUUAACUAAUUAUUUUUAUUUUUGGCGCAAAGCCGUUCUGAACGUUCUGAAUUAGGAGUCACCUGUUUGGUGAACUUCUAUCACCGGAACAGCCGGUAAGUUGGUGUUAUUCUGUUCCCAAUUAAGACAGCCGCUGCCGACACUACACAGCUAUCUAGACUGACGGGGAAAAGAAAUUGAUCUUGAUGAUCAGCUUCGAACGUCCCUUGAAUAAUAAAUUGAUAGGUAAUGACAAAAGAAAAUACCACGGAAAAGUCAACACAACGGCGGUUACAACAGAAGUAUGUAUCCCAUGUUGUGAUGCUCGGUUUUCUACAUAUUUUAGUUCGAAUUUCACGCUUAUAACAAAUAUUUGUUACAUGUUUUCGUCAACGCCAUUUGGUGAUAAUGUCGAUCAUUAUUGUACACACUCAAUAGGUGCCAAUAGGGCUUUAAAUGGUUUUCUAUUUGUCUUGUUAGUCCGUACUUGAGCUAUACAUCUACAAUUUUCUUCUGUGUAUGGAGUGAUAUACAUAGGGAUUUAAACGAACUUAAACGAAUGAUAGAGAGAAAGUAGGUUGCUUACAAAACAAAAACAUAACAACUAAGACGAAAAUCGAUGAAAAAUCGCACAUCAUCUAUGAAAGCAGGCUACAAACGUCACUACAAAUGGUUAAGCUUGUGGCGCUAAAGAGAUUGGAGAAAUAAAUGCCGAACUAAAUGAAUCAGACGAUCUCUAUGAACCGACUACUUUAACCGUACCGAGAGUAUUGAGAGGGAUCCCCAGCCGGAUGAUUCCGCGACCGUGGGGAAAGAAAUGCUGAAGCGAACGCAUAGGAAUGGUUGUGCCGCAGUUGUGAGUGUUAAAUUUAGGAAAUCCUCAAACGAUUUAUGUGCAUCUGUUAGCGCUGGUAGAAGAUGUACUAUAUGGCCCAUCUAUGACUAGUAAGAGAUUAAACCCGUUCUACAAACGGUUACUGCUAUCGAACACAUAGAAAACGGUGUACGUGGAACUUGUAAGUGUUUUAUUUUUUCGGUAGUCUUGUAAGGGUUAUAUGUGUAACACAGAACAAUGUAGUAACAUGUACAUCAGAUACUAUUAAAACUAAGACUUGAUAAUAUUCUGUUUAUUUAUAUGGAAAUUCUAUUCUUUUUUUUGUUAAUUGUGCACUAACUUUUUUCGUUUCCCUUAGCAAAAACCAAAAUUUGCUACAGCGUUUUAUUUUCAUCUCAUACUUUUCCCCAAAGUAACAUCUUAUUAAAUUAAGCACCUUGAAGAGAUCUUUGCUCAUUUUCUCUUUCGUGAUUGUGAUCCAUAGUUAUACCAUAUAAGUUGGUCGAAAUGAACAGUAACCUCUCCCCUAAGUUAAGAGAUAAUUUUAUUCGAAACUAUUAGCACUUAAGUCCACAGAAAUAUAGAGUUUAACAAAGAAAAAAAAACUUAUCUAGCCAAUGUAGACGAGACGAUUGCAACACAACCAUCAUGUAAACAACUAUAAGUAAAACGAUAUUAUGGUUGCUGUACUGUAAAAAAACGACGGAAGAACAAGAAAAACUAGUAGGAAGACACAUGUAACUAUAAUGAGAAUGCUAUUAAAGUACUACAAUUAAGCAAACAAACAAACAACAACUGCAUAGCAAACGACAAAAAAAAACAGUAAAAGGCAAAAUCGAAUUCAGUUCAAUCUCGGAAACAGUAAACGCGGAAACCAUACAGCACUAAAUGCUAACACACGCAGCCGCAACAGCAAGAGCAGUAAACGUGAACGUAGGAUGUAGUUUUGUGAAACUUUCAGAAAAUUCGUCAAGACAUAUAUUUGUGUACGCAAAUUACACGUUCGGACUAAUUACUAAAAUAUGGUCUAUCCAAACCACCACCUACUACCUGCCACCGCAGCAGCAGCAAACACUACUGGCAGAGCUGUUUUUGAAGUUGUUUGAAUUCAACUAUGGUUAAAUAUGAAACUGGAAAAUGCAAACAAAAAAAAAUCUAUGUGACAUUACAUUGAAACAAUAUCAUAUGUAAUAAACUUCAAUUCAAUUGAAAAUCCAA